Messenger RNA from Closterium sp. Naga37s-1, 2604 nucleotides. The record is from the annotation of a GenBank genome assembly. NCBI's taxonomy places the organism in Eukaryota, Viridiplantae, Streptophyta, Zygnematophyceae, Desmidiales, Closteriaceae.
AUGGUGGGUCUUUCCUCACAGAGGAAACAGCGAGCCCUUCGCAUGAAGGAGGCCGAGCCGUCGCCGCUUCCCGUGGGCAUCCUGAGCGACCGUAAGCGGAAAACAAUGUCGUCAGGCGCGUCGCAACCAGCCGCACAGCAACCAGCCAGCGACGCCGGUGCGACUCAUGGCUCGCUCUUGAAUUUCAUCAGCAGUUUCAUCCCACUCGCCUCCGAUCCCGCCAAACGGCAACGGCUACAUCCUGCCGCGACCUCCCUCUCUCGCGCCGCGGCUGGCUUCGGCAGUCGAGAAGGCGUUCCUGCCGGAUCAUUUCCUCACGGCUUUCACGCCUUGGACGGAGGAACCAACAUGCCAGCGUGGCAGGAUGCUGACGCUGGCAAGGCAACUGAGGCGGGAAAGGGUCAGGAGGAAGGGGAGGAGGAGGAAGAGGAGGGGGAGGAGGAAGAAGGGGAAGAGGGACGGCAGGAGGCUGGGAGAAGCGUGUCACGGGCCGUGUACAUAGAACCCGUGGGCCCGCGUCAAAGCCUCUUACCCAUGGCCGCGCAGUCUCUUGUUCAGCGGCUGAUGCCACGUGGCAUGAACGGGCCGGUGCGGCGGUCGCCGCAGUCCAAGCGGGUCGCUCUAGCGUCGCCUGGUGGAGCCGCGCAGCAACCGCGCGCGCACGCGAUUAUGCAGUCGCAGCCGCAGGAUCGGCGGCAGGCUCUCGCGCACGCGCUUGCGUCGUCUCAUGCGCUGGCGCCGUCUCAUCCGCAGGCGCAUCCGCAGGCGUUGUUGUCGUUGUCACUCGGUGGAGCUAUGGAUUCGGACAGGCGGGGUGGGGCUGUGCAGAUCAUUUCGAGCCCAUGGCAGUUAGACGAUGGAGGAAAAGAGGCAGCAGCAGCAGCCGCAGCAGGUGGAACGGCCGCAGUGCCGAGAUUGUUCCAAUCCCCAGGGCGAAAGGAUCGGUGGAUCGCGACGCUUGGCAGGAAGAAGCGGAGGGAGUCGGGGGUGAGUGGGUCUGGGAGGAACGCGGUUGCUUCACCUGCACGAGCAGCAGCCGCCCGAAUAGCACGAGCACGCGCAGCAGCAGGAGGAGGUGGAGUAGGAGGAUCAUCACGGGCGUCGGAGGAGGCAGCUGCAAGGGCGGUGACGGGCGCAUGGAUUGGGGUGUCGCGGAAGGUGGUGGGCGCGCGAUGGCAGCAGCAGAUGGCGGAGUAUAAGCGGUUGGCGGAGCGGGGCGCGCACAUGACCCCGGGGGAGAUGGAGCAGCAGAGGCAGCGGUUUGAGGGGAGGCCGGGGCUAGACGCUCUGCUUGCCACGGCUCCGCGCCAUAACGGAGGGGUCGCUGGAAAGCCUUCGCAAGCCGAGCAAGCGGAACCAGUUGAUUGGGAGGAGGGAGAGGAGGGCGAGGAGGGAGGGGACGCUUGCGAAGAAGCGGUGUUUGGCGUUGCACCUAUAUUACCUGCAGCAGCAGCGGCAGCAGCAGCGGCAGCAGCAGGAGCAGCAGCAAUAACCCCUGCCUCUGGCGCGGCCGCUGCCGCCAUUGCCCGUGCCCCUGCUCCUGCCAUCGGCGCCACUGCUGCUGUGAUUGAUGCAAGUGUGGGAGCAGCGGCAGGCGCCGACCCCUCCGCUCUGGCCUCCUCCGCGCAAGCUGCUCUCGCGACAGUAUCGACCUCUGAGCGCCUGCGCGCGGAGCGAAAUCGGAUCCAGCAGGAGUGGAAGCUGCGUACGCGGGAGAGGGAGCGGCAGCAUGAGGAGAAAAAGGCGCAGAUGGAGGAGGUAGAGAGGGAGUUUUUGCGGAUGGAAAUGGAGAGGAAGGACACGAGGGGGCGCGUGCAGGAGCGCAGAGCAGCAGCGGAGGAGCUACAGCGCGCCAAGGCGAAGCCUGUGGUGCGAGUGUUAUCAGAGGAGGAGGAGAAGCAAGUGAAGCGCGCCUUCCAAGGGGGACACAGUGGGGAGGAGCUUGCUUUCCACGAGGGGGCGAACAUCAUAGUCACACGCAACCACAUGCGCUGCCUCAUGCCAGGGGGGUGGCUCAACGACGAGGUGAUCAACAUGUACUUAGAGCUGCUCAAGGACAGAGAGAGGCGCACACAGCAGCCCGGCAGCAGCAACAGCAAGGGCCGCAUGCCCGUGUGCCACUUCUUCAAUACCUUCUUCUACGCGCGGCUCACGGGCACGGGGCAGUACCUCUACAACUCAAUACGUCGCUGGACCACACCCAAGCGCCUCGGCUACUCACUCGUUGACUGUGACAAGAUCAUAGUGCCGGUACACCAAGGCGUGCACUGGGUGCUGGCCGUCAUUGCACCGCGGGACAAGCGCCUCAUCUUCCUCGACUCGCUGCACGGCCAGGACCGCACGUGCCUUGAGAACCUGGCGCGCUACUAUGCGGACGAGGUGAAGGACAAGACAGGCAAGGUGGUGGACACGAGUGGGUGGGAGCGCUGCUUCCCACGGAAAAUCCCCCAGCAGAUGAACACGUGGGACUGCGGGGUGUUCAUGCUCAUGUUUGCAGAGUGUGAGGCGCGGGCCAUGUGCUCUCACUACAACUUCUCCCAGAAGGACAUGGAAUACUUCCGAAAGCGUAUUGUGCUCGAUCUCAUGAGGAAGCACGUGGACUGA